Lates calcarifer (barramundi perch) is the source of this 4234-nucleotide messenger RNA. It is a transcript of the gene xpc, whose product is annotated as xeroderma pigmentosum, complementation group C. Gene Ontology annotation, biological process: mismatch repair; nucleotide-excision repair. Gene Ontology annotation, cellular component: nucleus; XPC complex; cytoplasm. The transcript is spliced from 14 exons. Lineage: Eukaryota; Metazoa; Chordata; Actinopteri; Centropomidae. The record is from RefSeq and is a predicted model, not a curated record. Gene Ontology annotation, molecular function: single-stranded DNA binding; damaged DNA binding. The coding region runs from base 179 to 2965 and encodes 928 amino acids.
GCGGAAAUGACGUCAGAGUUCUGCCUCCAACCAGGAGCGCAAUUUUCUUGUGUGAAAUGUUGGAUAACAGCUGCUUCCUUACGCUUACACAACUUAGCAUGUGGAGAGCUGAACGACUUCCUCCCGUCUAGUCUUUAAAAAAGUCUUUGUUUUGAAUGAGUUAAGAUAUAAAGACAGCAUGUCAAAGCGGAGAGAGCGCGCAGACACAGAGGCCGAUACAAAGAAACCGAAGCAAGAGCUGAGGGCGAAGAGCAGCGCAGCACAAGUGAGAGCAAAGAAGAAAGAUGCAGGUAACAGCAUCACAGAGGAAGAGGAGAAGCUCAAGAGGAAGGUCAAACCCAAGUCACGUUUGUCCUCCAAAACAACAUCAAGGAACAACUCUUCUUCCAAAUCCACCGCCACCACCGCUGCUGCUGAUGUCAAAACCAGCAGAUACUUCCAGUCACCAGUGAAGGAGGAGGUUGACAGUGAGGAUGACUUUGACAUGGGGACCUCACCACCACUGAAACUGAACUGCAAGAAACUGGAGAAAAAAGAAAAAGAAGAGGAAGAGGACAGUGAGGAAGAUGAGGAUGACUGGGAGGAAGUGGAAGAGCUAGCUGAGCCGCUGGGUCCAGUUGAACCACCAGAACCUGCCCUGCCCUCUCAGCCUGUAGAGAUAGAGAUUGAGACUCCAGAAGUCAGGAAAAAACAGAAGAGGCAGGCAGAGUUUGAGUCAUAUCUGAGGCGGAUGAUGAACAGAUACAAAAAAGACCUGCUGAUAGACACACACAAGGUCCAUCUCAUGUGCCUGAUAGCCAGUGGGAUGUUUCGCAACCGUCUGUGCAGUGAACCAGACCUGUUGGCCAUCACUCUGUCGCUGCUGCCCUCCCACUUUGGCAUGGUCGCCAAGGAACGCAUCGACCAAAACUACCUCUCUGGACUGCUCAAAUGGUUUAGAGCAACCUUCACCCUCAACCCCAGUCUUCCCUACGAGGAGCGUCCAGACCCCCAGGCUCUACUGGAGAGGCGGCUGGCCAGCCUUUCAGCCAGGAACCAUGAGGAAAUGACUCAUCUGUUCCUGUUGGUCCUGAGGUCUCUUCAGCUCUUCUGCCGAUUGGUUCUUUCUCUACAGCCGAUUCCUUUCAAACCCCCUUCAGCCAAGGGCAAAGGGGCUAUAACUUCUACAGGAAAGAGCCACACAAACCAAGAAACCUCCAAGACCACCUCUCCUGAGCCAAAGGUCUCUCCUGGCAGCAAGAGACCAGCUGGAGAGGGGAAGGCCAAAGGGGACAGAGGGGGAAAGAAAGCAAAGACAAAAGAAAUAAAGGAGGAGGAGGAAGAGGAGAAGGCUAUCACAUCAGGAGGACAGAGGCCGAAGAACUCAAAACGCCGCAGUGUCGCCUCAAAGGUCACCUACAAGGAGGAGAGCAACAGCGAAGGGGAAGAGGGGCUUAGUGAGGAAGAAUUUCAGGUGACCAGUGAGGAGGACAGUGAGGAUUCAGAGAGUGAGGCUAAUUCCACAAAGGGGAAGAAGGGGAGAGGGAAGAGCAAAGCCAAAGUGACCAACAAUAAAAACACAGCAGCUCCAAAGAGAAGAAGUGGUGGAGGCAAGAAACAGGUGAAAGGCAAGGGGGAGGAAGAAGAGGACGAUGACGAGGAGGGAGAAGGAACAGCGAACAAUGGAACAAAGCGAAGGAGUGGGAAGAAGAAAGAGGGCCCCGGAGCGGACGAGUGGUUGGAGGUGUAUCUGGAAAAGACGUCCUCCUGGGUUUGCGUGGAUGUUGAACACGGUGUCGGGAUGCCUCACCUCUGCUCCCAGAAUGCUACAGCGCCGGUCACGUACGUGGUGUCGGUGGACGGGGAUGGGUUUGUGAAGGACCUGGGGAGGAAGUACGACCCCACCUGGAUGACCUCAUCCAGGAAGAGGCGGGUGGAUGAAGAGUGGUGGGAGGAAACGCUGGAGCCGUUGUUGGGACCCGAGGAUGAAAAGGACAUGAAGGAGGACAAGGAGCUCCAAAAUAAACUUCUGAGCAAACCCCUGCCGAUCUCCAUAACGGAGUAUAAGGACCACCCGCUGUACGCCUUGAAGAGACACCUGCUCAAGUAUGAAGCCAUCUACCCUCCAACAGCUACUGUACUGGGAUACUGCAGAGGAGAGCCGGUCUACUCCAGGGAUUGUGUGCACACCCUCCACUCCAGAGACACAUGGCUGAAAGAAGCACGAACUGUCAGACUAGGAGAAGAGCCAUACAAAAUGGUGAAGGGCUUCUCUAAUCGUUCCCGUAAGGCCAGGAUGAUGUCUGAGCAGAAGGAUGAAAAAGACCUGCCUUUAUUUGGAGAAUGGCAAACAGAAGAGUACCAACCACCUAUAGCUGUGGAUGGGAAGGUUCCCCGUAACGACUAUGGUAAUGUGUACCUGUUUAAGCCCUGUAUGUUACCGGUGGGCUGUGUUCACCUCAGGCUGCCCAAUCUGCACCGCGUGGCCAGGAAGCUGGACAUGGACGCCGCCCCAGCGGUUACAGGCUUCGACUUCCAUGGAGGAUACUCACACGCCGUGACUGACGGUUACAUUGUGUGUGAGGAGCAUGAGGAGGUUCUUAGAGCAGCCUGGGUGGAAGAACAAGAACUACAGAAACAGAAGGAGAAAGAGAAAAAAGAAAAGAGGGCAAUCUCUAACUGGACUCUGCUGGUGAAAGGACUCCUUAUCAGAGAAAGGCUUAAACAGCGCUACGGCAAGAAGAACCAGGGGUUGGGGAGCCUCGCUAACGGAGAUGAAGCCGGAGGAUUUUCAUCUGAUGAGGAAGCGGUUGAGGGUGGAAGUCCUGGAGCUAAGACUGCAUCUGAAAUUCUGGCCAUGUCCUGGCCCCAAAAUAGACAAGCAGAGGAGGAUGGAGGGAACACCAGUGGACUGAAAAAGAAGUCGAUGACAAAACGAGAGAAGAAGGGGCAAGAGAAACAUCUGUUCCCCUUUGAGAAAGCGUAAUGUUGUAUAUUGAAAACUACACUUUCUGAUACUACCUUGUUCACAUGCCUUUAAAGCACGAUAACGUGUCUUGGAUGCAAAAGACCUGACAUCAUUUUAACAAGUCUGGUCAACCCUAGAACAUUUGGCAGUAACACUAAAGGAGGAGUUGAUGGCAGAAAGAGAGGAAUGUUCUGUCUUGAACUGAUUUUCAGACUGAUCAGUUUCUCCCAGUGCUGAUAAUGUGUGCAUUAAACCUCCUCCACUAUCGCUGUACAUAUUCCCAUUAGCUCACAAACUGUAUGAGUUUUUUUGUAUGAGCCCUUAAUAGAGAUACAGUGUGUGCCAACACUCCAGUGUGUGAAACAUGCAUUGUCAGUAUCAAAUCCAGCAAGCUGAUACAUGUGCCCUUGUGUAGAACAGUGUUAUCAGGUUGUGUUGGAGAGAACAAACUCAACAUGAAUGUGAGAACAGGGAAGUGUCCUUGCUGUGUCGUGUGUGUUUAACACAUACAUUACAUAAAAACGUGCUGCUGGUCAUUUUUACCCAGACAACUCUGAUACACUCAGCUGUCUUGCAAGUAUUCAGUGGGUGUGCUCCAAAACCUGUACAGUGUUGGUUUGAGCCCAGUGGGCGUAGUUUCCAUUACAGUUCAGCACGCAAAAAAACACCAUAUACAGCUUAUACAGCCGGCCUGAAAUCAAUGGCUUGUGUGGAAAGUAAACUGAAUACCAUGUGUAACAGCACUGCCAACAAAGCAGGCUAAUAAACACAUAUUUCUCAUGGCUUACAGUGCACGAACUGACAGCACAUACAGUGGAAGCUGUUUACUGUUACCACAGCUUAAUGGAGUGCAGCCAUUGUCACUGGCUUGACUGUUUGUAGCUCAACCAUUAAGCACUUUUGAGUUGACUGAACAAAUUUUGGUUGUCGAGUGUUGUUUUCUGACAGAGAAGCAGUAAUCUUAUUUAUCUGGGUAAAAUAUGAAAAUCACUAAGACAGAUUUCUCACAAAUACUCUACUCCUCAUUUUUCCUCUCCUUCCUUGUCCGGCUGCUGUAUCCCUGGAGGCUCACUUGUUUGUGCUGUAUUCUGGUGUAUCAGUUGUCAAAUUCAGCCUGUUUAUCUCACGCUCAUCUCUUUCACACUUUUGUCACUGUUUCACACCAUGUGUCUAUACAUGUUCGCACACAGUAGCCGUAGGCUGUAUGUAAAGCAGUCAGCAGUUUUUGUAUGAAAAGUAUUUUUGUAAGAAAUGUUUAAAUACAACUCAAAAGCAAAACAACCAAAA